AUGGAUACGCACAUCGGGGGGUUCGACGUGGUGAAGGCGCCGAGCAUCGACGUGGGCGCCCUCCCCUCCAACAACUGCCACACUGUCAGCCCCUCCUCGUCCCCCGUCUCUCAGGCGGAGGCCACCCUCGGUCGACACAUCGCCCGCCGGCUCGUCCAGAUCGGCGUCACCGAUGUCUUCACCGUUCCCGGUGACUUCAACCUCACCCUGCUCGACCACCUCAUCGCCGAGCCAGGGCUCACUAACAUUGGCUGCUGCAACGAGCUUAACGCCGGCUACGCCGCCGAUGGCUAUGCUCGGUCGCGUGGCGUAGGGGCCUGCGUCGUCACCUUCACGGUUGGUGGCCUGAGCAUUCUCAACGCCAUUGCCGGGGCCUACAGCGAGAACCUGCCCGUGAUCUGCAUCGCCGGAGGCCCCAAUUCUAACGACUAUGGAACCAGUAGAAUCCUGCAUCACACCAUCGGCCUCCCCGACUUCAGCCAGGAGCUCCGGUGCUUCCAGACCGUCACCUGCUACCAGGUUCCCCAAAAUAAAUCUCAUCUGAGCGCGAUGCAGAACGAUCUAUAACUCAAACUUGUGAUUUCUAAUUGUCGCUUAAUUCAGGCCAUUGUGAAUAAUCUGGACGAUGCUCACGAACAAAUCGACACUGCGAUCUCAACCGCGCUGAAGGAGAGCAAGCCGGUAUACAUCAGCGUAAGCUGCAAUCUAGCAGCAAUCCCUCAUCCCACCUUCAGUCGCGACCCAGUGCCCUUCUACCUCUCCCCCAGGUAAUAAUUAAAUCUUUCCACCUCUGAUCAUGUGGGAAUCAAAAUAUUCUCGUCAGGAAUCGACCCUAUCAUGAUCUAUUUGUUUAUUAAUUCAUUCGUAAUGCGCUCGCCGAAUCCAGGGUGAGCAACCCCGCCGGUCUGGAGGCCGCCGUGCAGGCCGCUGCCGAUUUCCUGAACAAGGCUGUGAAGCCGGUCAUGGUGGGCGGGCCCAAGCUCCGCGUGGCCAAGGCCACCGAGGCGUUCGUCGAACUGGCCGACACUUCCGGCUACGCAGUGUCGGUGAUGCCGUCGGCCAAGGGCUUGGUUCCCGAACACCUCCCCAGGUUCAUCGGAACCUACUGGGGCGCCGUCAGCACGGCCUUCUGCGCCGAGAUUGUGGAGUCCGCCGACGCCUAUCUCUUCGCCGGGCCCAUCUUCAACGACUACAGCUCUGUGGGAUACUCCCUUCUGCUCAAGAAGGAGAAGGCCAUCAUCGUUCAGCCGGAGCGGGUGGUGAUCGCCAACGGGCCCACGUUCGGGUGCGUCCUGAUGAAGGACUUCCUCUUUGCCCUAUCCAAGAGGUUGAACAAGAACACGACCGCCUUUGAGAACUACCAGCGGAUCCACGUGCCGGCGGGAGUCCCUCUGGAGUGCGGACCCGACGAGCCGCUGAGAGUCAACGUGCUCUUCAAGCACGUUCAGGAAAUGUUGUCGGGCGGGACGGCGGUGGUUGCCGAGACUGGAGAUUCGUGGUUCAACUGCCAGAAGCUCAGAUUACCAGAGGGUUGCGGGUAAGCUAAAGCAGCGGCGAUGCUUCGUCGUCGUUCGAUUCUCCCAAAAAUCUAUUUGCAACUGACCUGAAGCUUCUUCUUCUUCUUCUUCUUCGUCUUCAUCCUCGUAGAUAUGAGUUUCAAAUGCAGUAUGGAUCCAUCGGCUGGUCGGUGGGGGCAACGCUGGGGUACGCCCAGGCAGCUAAGAACAAGCGGGUGAUUGCUUUCAUCGGCGAUGGCAGCUUCCAGGUACGCUGAAAUCAUAUUUCUUCAUCCCUGUUUAAUCCCCUUCCUCCUGAUCAGAACUCAUCUUGCUUCUUCCCCCGCUGAACCCAGGUCACCGCCCAAGAUGUAUCAACAAUGCUCCGCGCCCAGCAGAACCCCAUCAUCUUCCUCAUAAACAAUGGCGGCUACACCAUCGAGGUGGAGAUCCACGACGGCCCCUACAAUGUCAUCAAGAACUGGAACUACACCGGCCUCGUGGACGCCAUCCACAACGGGCAGGGCAAGUGCUGGACCACCAAGGUAUGUCCAUGGUCCCUCCUCCCCAUUUCUCACAGCAUGGAACCUGCCGCGAAUCCAUCGGUCUGACCAUCUGCUUGUGCAGGUACGCUACGAGAAGGAGCUUACGGAGGCGAUCGAGACGGCGGUGGAGGUGAAGAAGGACUGCCUCUGCUUCAUAGAGGUGAUCGUGCACAAGGACGACACCAGCAAAGAGCUGCUCGAGUGGGGCUCCAGAGUCUCCGCCGCCAACAGCCGCCCACCGAAUCCCCAGUAG
This is a messenger RNA of Spirodela intermedia, 2294 nucleotides long. NCBI's taxonomy places the organism in Eukaryota, Viridiplantae, Streptophyta, Magnoliopsida, Alismatales, Araceae. The record is from the annotation of a GenBank genome assembly.